Messenger RNA from Pseudophryne corroboree (corroboree frog), 1860 nucleotides. RefSeq names its product G protein-coupled estrogen receptor 1 (gene GPER1). Gene Ontology annotation, biological process: nuclear receptor-mediated steroid hormone signaling pathway; cellular response to estradiol stimulus; regulation of vasoconstriction. The coding region runs from base 758 to 1837 and encodes 359 amino acids. Gene Ontology annotation, cellular component: Golgi apparatus; membrane. Lineage: Eukaryota; Metazoa; Chordata; Amphibia; Anura; Myobatrachidae. The record is from RefSeq and is a predicted model, not a curated record. Gene Ontology annotation, molecular function: angiotensin type II receptor activity; nuclear estrogen receptor activity. The transcript is spliced from 2 exons.
CAGAAACAACACAUUAGACAAGAAGUGGAAAAGAAUCUGUGUACUCACUAUACUGGCCUGUCAAGCAUCAGCAGCAGAGGAAGGGUUAACAAUAGUCUUUAAAGGAAGCCCCGUUCAGCAGCACUUCCACUAAAGACAAAUUAGAACAACCCUGGGAAUCUAUGAAGCACCGAUCUGUUGCCAAGGACGUUAGGAAUGAACUCCUCUACACUGCUCUUGCAAUCAUUUGGGAGAUGUCUUUAUUCCAGCCGACUGUCCCACCGAGUUUUUUUUCCUGCUAUUAAUUCAUACAAAUAGGUGACAUCUCUAACACUUGUUAUAAGGCAACGAGCAGCUGAAAAGGGAGAAAGCUAUCCAUAUGUGGUCUUCAUGUCGCAGCAGGCUGCUCCCCAGUGCUGACCAGGGAACUUGUGAAGAAGAAGAGGGACUGCAACAAAGCCACAAAGCAUUGAAGAGUGAAGAGGUUAAAGGAUGGACGUGGAAACCGAAGAACACGCCCAUUGCUUGUUGAUGUGAACAACGCACAGAGAAAGUUAUGAAAAUGCCACUGACCAAGAAACGUAGAGCGUGUUUAGCAGAGUGUCGGUCAUUCCAUGUGCUUACCCUGCUUCAGACGUGGUACAGGGAGGAGGCACUCCUCAUGAAAUGAUCUACUACAAUGAGGUGACUGCUACACAUUGCCCCCGCAGUAUGGAUAAUAAUGGACCUUUCACAUUUUGCUUUAUUACACAUAUCUUCUUUUAAUUAAACUCUCAAGAUGGACGUGUAUAAUGCAGGACUGCCAUCAAUCGCAUGCAAUGUUUCAUUACUGGAGGUGAAUGAAUCAUAUAAUUGCAAUGAAAGCUUGCCGAACAGCGGCCUUCUGGACAUCAACCGGCAUUAUUUCAUCGGGCUCGUCCUGUCAUGCCUCUACACAGUUUUGCUUUUCCCCAUUGGAUUUAUUGGAAACAUCAUGAUUUUGGUUGUUAACAUCAGUUUCCGAGAAAAGAUGACCAUCCCAGAUUUGUACUUUAUCAACCUGGCCGCUGCUGACCUGAUCUUGGUUGCAGACUCUCUGAUUGAGGUCUUCAACCUUAGCGAGAAAUAUUACGAUAUUACCAUACUGUGCACUUUCAUGUCUCUUUUUCUCCAAAUCAAUAUGUACAGCAGCAUCUUCUUUCUCACGUGGAUGAGCUUCGACAGGUAUAUCGCACUGGCCAAAGUGAUGAAAUCCAAUAUAUUCCGGACUAAAGAGCAUGCUCGGUUGAGCUGCGGACUCAUAUGGAUGGCGUCCAUAUCAGCCACCCUGCUGCCAUUUACUGUGGUACAAGUACAGCACACGGAGGAUGGGAAUUUCUGCUUUGCGGAUGUGAAAGAGAUCCAAUGGCUGGAGAUCACCCUGGGCUUCAUCAUUCCCUUUGCAAUCAUUGGCCUUUGCUACUCCUUAAUCUUCCGCAUGUUGAUAAGGGCGCACAAACACCGAAACCUGCGGCCAAGGCGGCAAAAGGCACUGAGAAUGAUUGUGGUGGUUGUCCUGGUGUUUUUCAUCUGUUGGCUACCAGAAAAUGUAUUUAUUAGUAUUGCACUGCUGAGCAGUGAUGACCAGCGGCAUAACCAGUCUUUCAGGCACAGCCACCCACUGACUGGGCACAUUGUGAAUCUGGCAGCAUUCUCCAACAGCUGCUUAAACCCACUCAUUUACAGCUUUCUAGGUGAAACCUUUAGGGACAAACUGCGCCUGUACAUCAAAGGCAAGAGGAGAAUGUCUGCUUUCAAUCGCAUCUGCCAAGUGUCGCUUAAAUCCGUCAUUCCUGAGAGCAGAGAGCAGUAUGAAGUUAAAUAUAACAGCAGUGUGUAAAUAAAUAUGUCAUCUUUUUUUAA